UUCAAUUGGCCACGGCGACAAAAGAGGGAGCGAUAGAGGAAACUGAAAAAUCAAACUAAUUUUUUUGUUUUUGUUUUAAUCUUUUACCCAUUUUCUGCACUUUCUUCGAUUCUUAGUUUUUUUUUAUUGGGAAGUUCGGUUUGUUCAUUUCGGGUUGGAGGAGAGAGUUUUUUUUUGGUCGUAUGAAAAAGAGAGUUUUUUAUAUGAAAUUUCCGAUUUUCUGGAGAAAAAAUCGGUGGUGAAACUUUCUUGAAUCCGAUAUACUGGGCAAGAUCUGAGAUCUCUGGUGUUCCAUGCAAACCUGUUGUGCUCCGCCGUAUUUUCGCAUCUGGGACACUUAUAAACCCUAGAAUUUGACCAAGACUCGGUUUCUGAAGAUCUGAGUUUCUUGAAAGCUUGGAUUUUUUCUUUCUUUCUGGGAAAUCAAUCAAACAGAGAGAUGAAUAUCGGUGGCGUAGCGUGGAACGAGGAUGAUAAAGCGAUUGUUGCUUCAUUACUGGGGAAACGAGCUCUCGAUUAUUUGCUUUCGAAUUCGGUACCAAAUGCAAAUCUCCUGAUGACUGUAGGAAGCGACGAGAAUCUACAGAACAAGCUCUCGGAUCUCGUGGAGAGACCCAACGCUUCGAAUUUCUCAUGGAACUACGCCAUCUUCUGGCAGAUUUCGAGGUCAAAGGCCGGAGAUUUGGUACUCUGCUGGGGAGACGGAUCUUGCAGAGAGCCUAAAGAAGGAGAGAAAUCAGAGAUCGUGAGGAUUCUAAGUAUGGGAAGAGAAGAAGAAACGCAUCAGACUAUGAGGAAGAGAGUGUUGCAGAAGCUUCAUGCUUUGUUCGGUGGAUUAGAGGAAGACAACUGUGCUUUAGGACUAGAUAGAGUUACGGACACUGAGAUGUUUCUUCUUGCUUCCAUGUAUUUUUCUUUCCCUCGAGGUGAAGGCGGUCCAGGGAAGUGUUUCGACUCGGGAAAACCGGUUUGGUUACCGGAUGUGGUGAACUCGGGUUCUGAUUAUUGCGUUAGAUCGUUUCUUGCUAAAUCUGCUGGAAUCCAGACCAUUGUUUUGGUUCCUACUGAUAUUGGUGUCGUUGAGUUAGGCUCUACGAGAAGUUUGCCUGAAAGUCAGGAGUCGAUGUUGUCUAUAAGAUCCUUGUUCUCGAGUUAUUUGCCUCCUCCGGUUAGAGUUGUGACGCCUGCUGCUUUACCCGUUGUUGUAGCCGAUAAGAAUGAUGAUAACAGAACGGUUAAUUCCUCAAAGAUAUUCGGCAAGGAUCUUCAAAACUCGGGUUUUCUUCGUCAUCAUCAACAACAGCCACAGCAACAACAACAACAACAUAGACAAUUCAGAGAGAAACUUACGGUUAGAAAGAUGGAUGAUAGAGUUCCAAAGAGAUUAGAUACUUAUCCGAAUAAUGGGAACAGGUAUGUGUUCUCGAACCCGAGCACCAACAACAACAACAACAACAGCACUCUUCUGAGUCCUACAUGGGUCCAACCGGAGAUGUACACGAGGGCGAACAGUGUGAAGGAAGUUCCGAACACGGAGGAUUUCAAGUUUCUCCCUCUGCAGCAAUCGUCGCAGAGGCUUCUUCCACCUGCUCAAAUGCAGAUUGAUUUCUCUGGUGCGAGCUCAAGAGCGCCUGAGAAUAAUUCAGAUGGAGAAGGAGGAGCGGAAUGGGCAGAUGUGGUGGGUGGUGAUGAAUCUGGUAACAACAAGCCGAGAAAACGAGGAAGGAGACCUGCUAACGGGAGAGCAGAAGCUUUGAACCACGUAGAAGCAGAGAGACAACGGCGUGAGAAGCUUAACCAGAGGUUUUACGCCCUGAGGUCGGUUGUUCCCAACAUUUCCAAGAUGGACAAAGCAUCCUUGUUGGGAGACGCGGUUUCUUACAUAAACGAGCUGCAUGCCAAGCUCAAGGUCAUGGAAGCGGAGAGAGAGAGGUUAGGGUAUAGCUCAAACCCACCGAUCAGCUUGGAACCGGAGAUUAAUGUUCAAACCUCAGGUGAAGAUGUUACAGUGAGAGUAAACUGUCCGUUGGAUUCUCAUCCGGCUUCAAGAAUCUUCCAUGCGUUUGAAGAGGCUAAAGUAGAGGUGAUUAACUCGAACAUGGAAUUCUCUCAGGACACAGUGUUGCAUGCCUUUGUGAUCAGAUCUGAAGAGUUAACGAAAGAGAAGCUUAUCUCGGCCUUCUCUAGAGAGCAAUCUAGUUCAGUUCAGUCAAGAACAUCAUCAGGUAGAUAGCCUUUUGAGAGACAGAAGAAGGUGGAAGUAAGUUUGUGAUGAAGAACCGGUUUUGAAUGGUUCUUUUUUCUUCUAGGUUUCUUUUGUUUUUGUUUUUUCCGGUUGUAUACCUGUAAAAGAAUCCUCCAAACUAGGCUUUUUAGUAGUUCUAUUGACAAAUUAGACAUUCUCAUCUCAGUACAUGGA
This is a messenger RNA of Eutrema salsugineum, 2419 nucleotides long. RefSeq names its product transcription factor bHLH13. The coding region runs from base 440 to 2233 and encodes 597 amino acids. The record is from RefSeq and is a predicted model, not a curated record. NCBI's taxonomy places the organism in Eukaryota, Viridiplantae, Streptophyta, Magnoliopsida, Brassicales, Brassicaceae. Gene Ontology annotation, cellular component: nucleus. The transcript has 2 exons. Gene Ontology annotation, biological process: regulation of DNA-templated transcription. Gene Ontology annotation, molecular function: transcription cis-regulatory region binding; DNA-binding transcription factor activity; protein dimerization activity.